CUCUUAGGGGCUCGUGCACGGGUUGAACUUCCUUUCACUCCGACAUCUUGACGGUGGGACAUCAUGGUAAGGGUUUUAGCGUGAUUUUUCAUUAAAUUCGAGGGCGAAUAAAAUAUUUGACUCGGAAAAGUACAGAGGCUGGAUAGAUCGGGAUGGGUAGUUGGAAAAUAUUAGUCGUCCGUAGCGUCCUGAUCGUGAUUAUGGAUGGAAUAGUUCACUUUACGAUUAAAGUGGGCCAUGCUUGCUAGUUAACGUUAGCUUGCUUGGCUACGUUAGCUGACAUGCGGCUGAUGGUCUACUGCGUGAUCAGCCAACCAUCGGAUCAUGUUUCAGACAAUCAGUUGUCUAUCAUGCCCCAAUGUGUAGAUAUCUCAUAGUCUGACCGUUCCCACACAAAUGUAUCAACUGAUCAGAUUAGGCAAACUGCCGGCCAGUUCUCUGCAGACCACUGUUGGUUUAACUGGAGUCGGUUGUUGACUAGCUAGCUAGUUUUUAGCAUGUGACUAGGCCCUAGUAAGUUCAUUUAGGCAUAACUACAUUUACACACAUUACUAAAAUAUUCACAGGCUCUCAUCCUAUUUGGUUCAAACCAACUAGUUAUCUUCUGUAAGUUAUAGUGCACUUACAAAUUACCACCUAACGUUUGCUAGUUUUGGUAAAUGUAUGAUGGUUCAUUCCACAUCAGUUGGAUAAUUUUGCUGUGAUCUCUUAUUCCAGCCUCCUAAAGACGCCAAGGGGAAGGGGAAGGAUUCCGGGAAGUCCAAAAAGGACAAGGAUCCAGCCAACAAAUCCGGAGGCAAAGCCAAGAAGAAGGUAUGUCCUGGUAUCCAUUGAUCUCUGCUUGGGGGUUUAUUCCUUUGGUGUCAUAAAAUGGUUGCACUGUCAGGAGUGUGAAUAACAUCAACAACCUCCAUUUCCCCUGAGCAGAAGUGGUCCAAGGGAAAGGUGAGGGAUAAGCUAAACAACCUGGUCCUCUUCGACAAGGCCACCUAUGAAAAGUUGAACAAGGAAGUGCCCAACUACAAGCUCAUCACACCAGCAGUUGUGUCUGAGAGGCUAAAGAUCAGAGGGUCUCUGGCCAGGGCUGCCCUCCAGGAACUGCUCAGCAAAGGUAAACCCUGACCCCUUACUCUUGAUUCUCAACCAUAGUGUUUACUCUUAGUGAAUUUGAUGAAGUUGGGAAGUAGUCGGGUAACCAGAUCUGACUUUAUGUAAGACUAGUCUGUAUGGCAGUCACUGUACUCAAAUUUCAACAUUUGGCUUUAUUUUUGAGCCCUAAUAUCAGUGUGGAUGGUACAUGUUUGUCAGAAUAGGCAUACACCCUUUUGCAUGGGCUGCUGGUACACUACUGUCAUGUCUAUCUACACUAGUGUUGUGUUUUGGCAGGCUACACUCUGUGUCAGUAGUCUGAGGACGAUGAUCUGGUUCAAUUUUGAGCUUUGCUACAGUGAACCCCAGUUUGACUCAACAAGGCACUGACUCUUGUGGGUCUGCCGCAGAGCCAACUGGUACAGAUACUUUUACAAAGCUGUUAAGCCCCACCUACAUAUACCCAUGUUUAGCACUCCUCUCACUUGCCUUCCAAAUGAAACACAAAAUAUUUUGCAAUUAAAACUCUUACUACAAAAUUAACAUGUUUUGUAAUGGUCAUCAGUCCUGUUCCUUCAAAAUGUCACUUUUAACCCCUGUCGGCAGUAGUCUUCCUUCAUGGGGGGAAAAUACUGUCGUUUUGCUGAACAUUGGCUCUGAUCAGUGACUACUAAGACUGGCACUGCAACUUGAUGUCUGCUCUUUCAGCAUCAAGCGUUGUGGAUAUUGUCUUAACUUGUGUCAGGGCAGUGAGUGGGUCAGUUGGUAAUGUGGGACCAUAGUAUUUCAAUAUCUGUACAAACUAAAUGGCACAUUCCAUUCUGCCGCCCCUCUAGGUAUGAUCAAGUUGGUGUCAAAACACAGAUCGCAGGUGAUCUACACACGUAACACCAAGGGUCCCGAGGAGGAGGGUGGCGUUGUGGUUCCAGACAAGCCAGAGAAGCCUGAGAAGGCAGCUAAGGCAGCAAAGGCAGAGAAGGAAGAGAAAGCAUAAACCGGUAUGUGUUAUGCUAGUAGUCCUAAUGGAACUAGCCUACAUUUUAUUGCAAAGAACUCAAGAUUCCUCACUGCAAUACCUGAUUGAAUGUGUUGUGUAAAACAUGUAAUGCGUAACAUGUUAACAGGCAGGUUGGAGGACUACUGCUAUGUAUUCCAUCUAAAAUCAUCUUGUCUUUUUCAGGUUGUGCUGUUGUGGUUCCUGCUUUCAGAUGUGAAUAAAAUUCUGAAAAGAGAAAUUUGCAUUACAUUUUUUUGUAUUCCUUGUAAUAUUCUCUUAUUCUCCCUGAUGUCUGUGUACUCAUCAUUUUGAAGAGCCUUUAUAGCUCCAGAUAUAGGGCAGUGAUUCAUUCAU
Coregonus sp. 'balchen' is the source of this 2440-nucleotide messenger RNA. NCBI's taxonomy places the organism in Eukaryota, Metazoa, Chordata, Actinopteri, Salmoniformes, Salmonidae. The record is from the annotation of a GenBank genome assembly.